UAACGGCUGCUCAUUUCUUUAGAACUUCAAUCAAAAUUAAGGGAAGAAGAAGAGAGUAGUAAUAUAGAGCUAACUAAUAUUGAUUUUCUUGAACACCACAACAGAUACAGCAUUAAAUUCAACUAAAGUUGACCUGUAAAAAACUUGUAUAAUUUAGCCUACUAACAAACAUGUCAACUGCAGAUUUUGGAAAUCCGUUAAGAAAAUUCAAAUUAGUUUUCCUUGGUGAACAAAGCGUUGGAAAGACGUCCCUCAUCACAAGAUUCAUGUAUGACAGUUUCGAUAAUACUUACCAAGCAACUAUUGGGAUAGAUUUUUUAUCGAAGACAAUGUAUUUGGAAGACAGAACAGUAAGGCUGCAACUAUGGGAUACAGCUGGUCAGGAACGAUUUCGGAGUUUAAUACCCAGUUAUAUUCGUGAUUCUUCGGUUGCCGUUGUUGUUUACGACAUCACAAAUACAAAUUCAUUCCAACAAACAAACAAAUGGAUUGAUGAUGUUCGUGCUGAGCGAGGCACUGACGUAAUUAUUAUGCUAGUCGGCAACAAAACAGAUUUGGCUGAUAAAAGACAAGUAGCAACAGAGAGUGGAGAAGCAAAAGCGAAAGAAUUGAACGUCAUGUUUAUUGAAACGAGCGCGAAAGCUGGACACAACGUGAAACAGCUGUUUCGACGAGUUGCAUCUGCUCUCCCUGGCAUGGAAAAUACUCCAGAAAAGAAAGAAGAUUUGAUAGAAGUUCAGCUAAAAGACACUCCACAAGAUCAGAAUCCACAAGAAGGAGGAGGGUGUCCAUGUUAAGAGUGUGUUGUAUUAGUAAAAUAUCGAAACAGCAUAGCAUCGUAGGGAAGAGCGUACCAUUCGCGAGAUACAGUAAUAGUGGAACUUUAAAAGUUCGUUUAAAUAGUGCUAUAACAUUUGAACUGUUUCGUCAAUUUAUUUCCCUUGCGCUCAUGCAGUUGUAAAAAUGUUUUUUUAUGAAUCCCCAUAAUAGUGUUUUGGUCACUUAUUUUUAGCCAAUGAAAUGUUUCAGAUUUUAAAAUACGUUAAAGACAUGGUUAUGUUAGAUACUUGCGUCCCGUGUGUAAAAAUUCCCCUGUUGAAUUCUAUUUUCGUAGUUUUGUUAUUUCAAAUUUUUUUUUACUUUAUCUUGACAAUAUAUUUGGACCGAACCGAGUAUAUAUCAUACUAUAAACUGUGUUUGAUUUUUAACGCAGCAAAGUUAAAGAAUCUCGCACUGCGGCUUUUACAAAAACAUUUUCUCUUAUUCUUGAUCGUUCGCAUAAUCUUGUCUCGCUUAGCACCUAAUUUUGUUUCGUGUAGAACGAAAUGGUCUUGCUCAUUAAUUUUAUUUAGAAUAAAGUGUUUUUUAUUUGGAUAAAACAGUAUUUAUUAUUAUAAUCCGAACACGUAUUUGUAUAAAUUCUAAAAUCAAGAAUUUUUCAGUUCCCAAUUAUUUAUUUAGUAUUUUUGUUUUUGCGGAGGCAGAGUUUACUUUCCGUCCACAAUAAAAACUUUUAUCUCCUUUUAUCUCGCAAAUUUUCAUUCCCUCGAGACCUUGCACAAAUAACUGAUAUUUUUAUUCCAAUUUCAUUUAUAAGCAAUAUCAUGCUGACAUCCGAAUAUUUUUCAAUCUGAAGGCUAACCUCAUAUUUCACCAUUCGUAAAUUUCAGUUGUUUAAAAGAAUAAUGAAACAGGGCCUCUACUUGUAGUUAGCAUUUAUUAUUUUUAUUAUUGAAAAGGGUUAACCCCGAUCGGACCUCUGAUCAUGACAAGCGAAUAUAAUCGGUGUAAAAAAAUUGACGCUGCUGUUGUAAAUCUAAAAUUUCCGGUUUUCGAGAAAUAUAAGUAAAAUUAAUCUA
This is a messenger RNA of Hydractinia symbiolongicarpus, 1859 nucleotides long. Its product is annotated as ras-related protein Rab6-like. NCBI's taxonomy places the organism in Eukaryota, Metazoa, Cnidaria, Hydrozoa, Anthoathecata, Hydractiniidae. The record is from RefSeq and is a predicted model, not a curated record. The coding region runs from base 171 to 797 and encodes 208 amino acids. Gene Ontology annotation, molecular function: GTPase activity; GTP binding. The transcript is spliced from 7 exons.